Clunio marinus is the source of this 859-nucleotide messenger RNA. The record is from the annotation of a GenBank genome assembly. Lineage: Eukaryota; Metazoa; Arthropoda; Insecta; Diptera; Chironomidae.
GUGAAAAGCUGAAGUGAUUGUUGCGCUUUGAAUAAAAGUUAUAAAAAGAAAGACACAAAGAGAUCGAAGAAAAGUUGUAAGAAGCAUUGAAGAUGCCUUCAGUUGAAACAAUAGCGACGAUAUUCGUCAAAGUAUUCAAAUUGGUGCUCAACGUGAUUUGUUUGAUCAUCUACAGAUUUGGUUAUGGCGGUGACUUCUUGGGUAUUGGUGGUACGUGGAACUUAAACGAGGAAAAGUCUCCAGAUGCUGAAAUCAUUGCUUCCGGUGUCUACGUCGGUUUCCUGAUUUACACAUCUGUACAACUUUUCACUUAUCUUUUUGGAACUACUAAACACAAGCGUGAACUUUCCGACACUAUAAUGAACGUUGUUGGUGUUCUGUUAUGGUUGGGCGUUGCUGGAACUGCUUUACAUUAUUGGCAUGGAUAUCAACCACCUCAUGACUUCAUUGCAGCAGCAUCUGAAAGAAUGAUGGGUCUUAUCCUUGGAUACUUGACGUUAUUGGUGGCUGCACUUUACCUUGCUGAUGCCGUACUUGCAUUUAUUCAUUAUGCAAAACAUGAAUAUGAUAAAUAUUAAAGUCAAAGUUUUCCUUUCUCCAUCAAAGCGAUGAUAACAGAAUUUCUUCAUCGACACUUCACAACACACACAAAUAAAAUAUUGAAAGCUUAGGAUUAGUGAAAGCCAAAAUAUCAAUUAAGGAAAUGCUAAAUAUGUUUAAGAAAAUUUGUUUUUUUAUUGUAUUUGCUUUAAGCAAUUUAAAUUUCUUUACAUUGUAAAACAAUCCAAUUAUCGAUUAUAAAUAAUAAAGACGAAAGUGAAUGACAGUUUAUUAAGAAUCAAAUUGAAUGAGUUAUGUU